AUGUGGAAAGUGCUGCACGAAGUGUGCCUGUUUGGCAGCCUGAGCAGAUGUAAACGUACUACUUUUCAUCUGGCCGGUAGUACAUGUUCCCGUACGUUCAGUUCCAGUGGCUCAUCCGACGGUGAACCAUACAUGAGUUAUGAUAAAGAUCCCGCACCAGCGUUCAUUAGGGAUGAUGUUCAGAAGCUCCUGAAAUCAAUAACACGCCUGGAGUUGGAUAAGGUUUUUCGCAAACGUUCGGUAAAAGAUAAUACAGUGCAGUAUAAAUUCAUGACGGAUGACCAGUUGCGUCAGGAGCUGUUGCAAUCUCUAGCCCAUGCACAGGAAUUGCUUCAAAUGCCACCAGUAGUGCAAGAAAAGAAGGACAACUGUAAGGUAAUAUCUAGAGAUGGGGCAUUGAAAUCGCUUUCCUCGUCCAAAAUGGUGUUCACCGAUAUUACUUACGGGUUAAAGAAUAACCAGCGCUCAAUUGUGGUGCGCCAUCCCGACGGUACACUGCAAGAGGCUCCAUACGAGGUGAGAAAACGUUUAAAUCAGAUCUACUUCCCACUCACCGGCCGUUCUAUACACCUGCCGCCAAUGUUUGAGAAAGAGCAUUUGAGUCGUUUGCUUGAAUCGGGAAAGUAUGAGUUCGUUCUCGAUCGGACGUGCGUACAAUUUGAACCGUAUGAGCGGGAAUAUCAUCGCCUUACUGCAAGCGUAUAUCAGCAUGUUAAUGAGACUAGAUCCUUCGAUGCACUUCGUUCUACACGACAUUUCGGUCCGUUUGUGUUCUUCCUCGCCUGGCAUAAGUUAAUCGAUGAUUUAUUACUCGAUAUGAUCAAACGAGAUUACUUGCGUAAUGGUGUUGAGCUGAUGGCACUAUUUUCGACGUUGCACGAUGUUCCUCUGGAUUCUGGGGUAAAACAAGUUCUCCUUCAACCCGAAAUGCCUGCUCUAUUUGAAACAUCAGAAAAAUCUAUAGACGAUCUUAAACAAGAUGAACAAUUUCUGGGUGCGAUAGAGCAAUUUGUGAACGAACAUGGUAUCAAAAAAGUACAACUUAACCUUGCAAUACAGGCGUAUCGAGAAAUUGCAACUGAAAAACUGCAAUUAGCACAAGGCAUUCGAAGGAUGCAUGGAGACAGUUGA
This is a messenger RNA of Anopheles nili, 1131 nucleotides long. RefSeq names its product 28S ribosomal protein S22, mitochondrial (gene mRpS22). NCBI's taxonomy places the organism in Eukaryota, Metazoa, Arthropoda, Insecta, Diptera, Culicidae. Gene Ontology annotation, cellular component: mitochondrial small ribosomal subunit. The record is from RefSeq and is a predicted model, not a curated record. The transcript has 2 exons. Gene Ontology annotation, molecular function: structural constituent of ribosome. The coding region runs from base 1 to 1131 and encodes 376 amino acids.